Molecule: messenger RNA, 129 nt
Organism: Entrophospora candida
Lineage: Eukaryota; Fungi; Glomeromycota; Glomeromycetes; Entrophosporales; Entrophosporaceae
Source: the annotation of a GenBank genome assembly
GAGAAAUUGAAUUUAAUAUUAAAUUCCAUUGAAGAUUGCAACAACAUUAAUAUUUCAAUUGAUCAAAAUGAUGAAAGUUCAGAAAUGAUGCAAAUGGAUGAAGAAGAUGAUUCACUUUUAAAUAUUGAG